Messenger RNA from Exophiala bonariae, 1257 nucleotides. RefSeq lists its product as uncharacterized. The transcript has a single exon. NCBI's taxonomy places the organism in Eukaryota, Fungi, Ascomycota, Eurotiomycetes, Chaetothyriales, Herpotrichiellaceae. Gene Ontology annotation, cellular component: cytoplasm. The coding region runs from base 1 to 1257 and encodes 418 amino acids. Gene Ontology annotation, molecular function: Hsp70 protein binding. Gene Ontology annotation, biological process: protein refolding. The record is from RefSeq and is a predicted model, not a curated record.
AUGUUACUCUUACGCCUGGUCUCCAAUCUUUUGCCCAUAUUUGCCUUCAUAACAUGCUCGCUGGCGGCUCAAGAUCUUUAUAGGAUCUUGGGAGUUGAUAAAUCUGCGUCAGACAGAGAAUUGAAGAAGGCAUAUCGCACCCUAUCCAAGAAAUACCACCCAGACAAGGCCACGGGGAAUAACGAGAAGUUUCUCGAGGUUACAGAAGCCUACGAAGCCCUAUCGGAUCCUACGAGUCGGAAGAUUUACGAUCAGUACGGACAUGACGGUCUUAACAACCAUAAGCGGGGUGGAGGCGCCCAACACCAUGAUCCCUUUGACAUAUUUGGAAAGUUCUUUGGCGGCGGCGGUCAUUUUGGAGGAGGCGGUGGCAGUGGUGUGAGACGCGGACCUGAUCUGGAAGUUCGACUCAAUGCGCCACUACGAGAUUUCUACAACGGCAGAGACACCGAUUUCACCAUUGAAAAGCAGUUGAUCUGCGAAACUUGUGAGGGUUCUGGUUCGGCGGAUGGCCAGGUGGAAACUUGUACCAAAUGUGGAGGCCGCGGAGCCGUCAUACAAAAGCACAUGCUCGCCCCAGGGAUCUUUCAACAGGUCCAGAUGCAGUGUGAUCAAUGUGGAGGUCAAGGCAAGUCAAUCAAGCACAAAUGCAAGGUCUGUGGAGGUAGUAAGGUGGUUCGAGGCCCAAUUUCCUUGACGGCGAGCAUCGAAAAAGGCAUGCCCAAAGGACACAGAAUCACUUUCGAAAGCGAAGCAGAUGAGCACCCAGACCAUGUUGCUGGAAAUCUCUAUGUCUACAUCAUGGAGGCGGAACCAGUGUUACACGAGGAUGGGGCUCAAAGAACAGAUGGCGCAUUUUUCCGUCGCAAAGGCGAUGACCUUUACUGGAAGGAAGUUCUGUCACUACGAGAGGCUUGGAUGGGCGACUGGACCCGCAACCUCACCCACCUAGAUGGGCAUGUUGUCCAGCUCUCCCGCAAACGAGGAGAAACAGUACAGCCCGGCCUCGUCGAAUCCAUCAGGGGCGAAGGUAUGCCUAUCUAUCACGAAGGUCACGUUCACGAACACAGCCACGAUCACGACGAAUUUGGCAAACUCUAUGUCGAAUACAGUGUCAUUUUGCCAGAUCAAAUGGACAGCGGCAUGGAAAAGGAGUUCUGGGCAUUAUGGGAGAAAUGGCGCAAGAAGAAGGGCGUUGAUUUACUCAAGGAUAGUGGUAGGCCACUUCCUGUUGUACCACCAAAGGAUGAAUUGUAG